Messenger RNA from Anguilla rostrata (American eel), 1139 nucleotides. It is a transcript of the gene msrb1a, whose product is annotated as methionine sulfoxide reductase B1a. Gene Ontology annotation, molecular function: L-methionine (R)-S-oxide reductase activity; peptide-methionine (R)-S-oxide reductase activity. The record is from RefSeq and is a predicted model, not a curated record. Lineage: Eukaryota; Metazoa; Chordata; Actinopteri; Anguilliformes; Anguillidae. Gene Ontology annotation, biological process: protein repair. Gene Ontology annotation, cellular component: nucleus. The transcript has 4 exons.
GCCGAGGCAGAAUGAUACGUGACUUGAGGCAUAGUCUGCUGUCAGUGAAGUGAGACUCUGGAGGUUGGCUUACAGUAACUUAACAGUAAAGUUAUUUUAUCGUUGUAGCGAUCUUGAAAACAGACGGCUUUUCUCAAAAUGUCAUUUUGUUCAUUUAAAGGAGGCGAAGUUUUUAAAGACCACUUUAAACCCGGUAUGUAUGCGUGUUCGAAAUGUGGACACCAGCUGUUCAGUAGCAGGUCCAAAUUCGAGCACUCUACCCCGUGGCCGGCCUUCUCCGAGACCAUCCGUGAGGACAGCGUGUCCAAAAAAGAGGAGAAAUGGGGAGCUUACAAGCCUAGGUGUGCUGAGUUACAGGUGUCCUGUGGCAAGUGUGGGAAUGGACUUGGCCAUGAGUUCCUAAAUGAUGGGCCGAAAAGAGGAAUGUCCCGCUUCUGAAUAUUCAGCAGCUCGCUGAAGUUCAUCCCUAAAGACAAAGUGGACGGACAGUAAAGCGAGACGGUCUCCCCAGGAGGGUCGGCGUGCGGAAGGAAUGUGUUGCCCGGUGACGGGCGGGGAGCUUAAUGAUGUGAUCUGGAGAAAGCCCUGGAAUUGGGCGUCCACGGCACGGAUGUUCAACACGCUCCCGCCAGGAAACCGAGCUGUAUCAGAGCAGAGCCGCUUUUAUUUUCACACCGCAAACACGCGUGCACCUAUAAACACACACACUGCGUCUGGCGCUGUGCUCAACGCUCAGGUUAAUUAUUGGCUUAUAUUCUGUAUCAUUGAAACCAAACAAAAUGAUUAAAAGGGGUCUGAUUUCUUUAUUUCUUUCUCUUACACAAAUAAAUUAAGCAAUAAAGAUAAUUUUAAUUAAGGUAAUUAUGAGUGGGGUUGCAUUUACACUUUUACACUCACUAUUAUUGAGCUGAUUAUCAGUCACUUUGUGUGGUGAUUUGGCCAUUGGAUAUUAUAUAUUGGUACACUCAAGCCAAGGCAAGGUAGAUGCGGAAUACGUAAUGGUCCUUUGAGUGCUUAACCAAAGCCUAUUUUUAGUUAUUUAAUAUAAUGUCUUCACAAGAAAUGUAAAUACUGUCUGUUUAAAUACAUUAACUGUACUGGAAGAAGCCAUUUUGUAAAUUAAAUUAUCAAUCAAUCAG